Molecule: messenger RNA, 2978 nt
Organism: Chrysochloris asiatica (Cape golden mole)
Lineage: Eukaryota; Metazoa; Chordata; Mammalia; Afrosoricida; Chrysochloridae
Gene: CTTNBP2NL
Product: CTTNBP2 N-terminal like
Exons: 5
Coding region: 125-2044 (639 amino acids)
Source: RefSeq, a predicted model, not a curated record
AUUGGAUACUUUCCCAUCAUGCUGAUAGCAUUUUAAAUAUAUUUGUAAAUUUUAACUGAAGAAAACCUUGAGAGUUUAUAUUUGAGGACUAAAGUGUGAACCUACCAAUUAUCAGUUUUUCAGGAUGAAUCUGGAAAAACUCAGCAAGCCUGAACUCCUGACCCUUUUCAGUAUUCUUGAAGGAGAGCUUGAAGCAAGAGAUCUUGUUAUAGAAGCUUUAAAGGCCCAGCACCGAGAUACUUUCAUUGAAGAACGCUAUGGAAAAUAUAACAUCAGUGAUCCUUUAAUGGCUCUCCAGAGAGACUUUGAAACUCUCAAGGAGAAAAACGAUGGUGAGAAGCAGCCUGUCUGCACAAACCCACUGUCCAUUCUUAAGGUAGUGAUGAAGCAGUGCAAGAACAUGCAGGAGCGCAUGCUGUCCCAGCUGGCUGCUGCCGAGAGCAGGCACCGGAAGGUGAUCCUAGACCUUGAGGAAGAAAGGCAGCGGCAUGCACAGGACACAGCUGAAGGAGACGAUGUCACCUACAUGCUGGAGAAGGAGCGAGAGCGGCUGACUCAACAGUUGGAAUUUGAAAAGACCCAAGUGAAAAAAUUUGAGAAAGAGCAGAAGAAACUCUCCAGCCAGCUGGAAGAGGAGCGCUCUCGCCAUAAGCAGCUCUCCUCCAUGCUGGUGCUCGAGUGCAAGAAAGCCACCAGCAAGGCAGCGGAGGAGGGACAGAAGGCAGGAGAGCUAAGCCUGAAACUGGAGAAGGAGAAGAGCCGGGUGAGUAAGCUGGAGGAGGAGCUGGCUGCUGAGAGGAAGCGAGGCCUGCAGACCGAGGCCCAGGUGGAGAAGCAGUUGUCUGAGUUUGACAUUGAAAGGGAACAACUGAGAGCAAAAUUGAACCGAGAAGAGAACCGGACCAAAACUCUGAAAGAAGAGCUGGAAAGUUUGAAGAAAAUCGUGAAGGACCUUGAAGCUUCCUGCCAGCACAGUAGCCUUAAUGAGCAGUCUAAGCAACCAGUAACCAUGUCCAAAGGCAUAGCAACUGAGCCUCCCGUGCUAGUGUCUGUAUUUUGCCAAACGGAGAGUUUUCAGGCAGAAAGACUCCAAGGGAGCAACAUAGGCAAGGUGACAAACACUGGACUGCCUGUCCCCACCACUCCUACUAACUCUUUCUCAAAGACCAAUGGCCAUUGUGACCCAGACAUACAAACCUCCAGGGAGUUGAUAGCAGGCAGCAGUGUAGACAACCAAGUGCCACCACGAGAGAAAUCUGUGGGAUUGAUCCAAGAAAAACCAGUGGAGAACGGUGGGUGUCCUGUGGGAAUCGAGUCUCCAGUCCCAGCGUCCAGUCACCUCCCUUCUGGUGGGAGCUCACUGUCUCCCAGCAGCACUGCCUCCUCCUCUCUCACAUCCUCUCCUUGCUCUUCACCAGUACUAACUAAGCGCUUACUAGGGUCAUCAGCCAGCAGCCCUGGCUACCAAUCAUCCUACCAAGUAGGGAUAAACCAGCGGUUCCAUGCAGCUCGACACAAAUUUCAGUCACAAGCAGAUCAAGACCAACAAGCAAGUGGUCUCCAGAGCCCUCCGUCCCGGGAUCUGUCCCCAACCCUCAUAGACAACUCAGCCGCCAAGCAACUGGCCCGGAACACAGUCACUCAGGUGCUCUCCAGAUUCACCAGCCAACAAGGGCCAAUCAAGUCCGUCUCUCCCAAUAGUUCUCCCUUUGGCACAGACUAUCGAAACCUGGCCAACACCACCAUCCCAAGAGGCGACACCAGCCAUUCACCUACUCCAGGGAAAGUAUCCAGUCCUCUGAGCCCCCUGUCUCCAGGGAUCAAGUCUCCUACUAUCCCUAGAGCAGAGAGAGGGAACCCUCCACCCAUCCCACCCAAAAAACCUGGCCUCACUCCAUCUCCAUCCGCUCCCACUCCACUGACCAAAACGCAUUCCCAGGCAUCCUCUCUGACCACUACAGAAGAACUUGCCAGCAGCUGCUCUUCCAAUGCAGUCAUAGCCAAUGGCAAGGACGUUGAGAUACUGUUACCUACCAGCAGCUAGUCCCUAGGAAGGCGUAUCCAAAUGUAACAUUCCAUUUGAUUUCGUCUAAGAGCUGAAUCAAACCUUGAGUCAGAUCAUGUUAUUUAUUUUGAUAGUAGCUGAAACCCUCUGUACAAUCCAUUUAGUAUACUUUACUUUUUUGUAUUUUUUUUUAAAUAGAAACCAAUUAGUUUGGAUUUUUAUGGCUCAAAUCUUUGUACUGAAGCUAGACGGGCACCUCAAAGAUAUCUCAAGCUCAGCAGUCACCGUCAUGUUGUGAUAGAAAACGCUAAGCUAAUAAAGUACUAGGUGGUGAUUUGCUGUCUGUUUUGGGACUAGAGUCCCUCAAUGCUCAUUUUGAAUUAUGGAGAAGUAGUUUGUGCAGAUUUUUAUUCAGAUGAACAUGUUUUUAAAGUGCCUGAAAUAAGACUGCCAUAUGAAUGUGAUUCUGCAGCAAAAACACAAAACGGACCAUUUAAUUGCAGAAAAUGAGAUCCUCUGUGAAUUCUGAAUGUUAAAAAUCAACACUGCUUUUAAUCCUCUUUUACUGUUUUUAAUACAAGCUUUGUGUUCUAAAACAAGGCUGAUAAAUAGAAUGGGUAUGAACUCACCACAAAGCUGAGCUUUAUAGACAGCCCUGGAGAAAUUCUCCUAAGCAUUAAGCAGUUGGGGUGCUGAUUUUCUUACACUUUUGAAAGAUUAAGUAUCUCCUAGUUUCCUGCUUAAAUUCUUGAAUAGAAUGAAAUCACAUCUCCAUUCAAAAAAUAUCUCCACGUGUCUCCUGUUAUGUAAAAAAACUUCUGAUUUUGAUUGCUGUUACUUGAAUAGAGAAUGGUUACUCGUUCUGUAUAGAGGUUUUGUAACAGAGUGAGUUCUUUAUUAUGUAAUCCAAAAGCAAUAACUUAAAGCUCACUCAUUUUGUAAUAUUCUAACUCAGAAUUAUACAGGUUUUACC